Messenger RNA from Anthonomus grandis grandis, 2204 nucleotides. It is a transcript of the gene Pp2A-29B, whose product is annotated as serine/threonine-protein phosphatase 2A 65 kDa regulatory subunit A alpha isoform. The transcript has 10 exons. Bases 254 to 2050 code for a protein of 598 amino acids. Gene Ontology annotation, molecular function: protein phosphatase regulator activity; protein binding. Gene Ontology annotation, biological process: protein dephosphorylation. Gene Ontology annotation, cellular component: protein phosphatase type 2A complex; cytoplasm. The record is from RefSeq and is a predicted model, not a curated record. NCBI's taxonomy places the organism in Eukaryota, Metazoa, Arthropoda, Insecta, Coleoptera, Curculionidae.
CCCCAUUUGUCAAACGGCGAACGUCGCAAGUAAGACGUCAAGUGAAAAAACAAGGCCCGAGAGUGUCGCGUACUUUUAACGACGUUUUUUUUGCCAUAAAUUCAACAUUUAAGUGCGAUUUCGGGGCGUAAAAGGAGCCCGUAUAGUAUCAUCAGGGUCUAGUCCGCCCCCCCCCAGUUUAAAACCCUUAAUUCGGCUUCACGAAAACCGCGUAAAAACGACGAUAUCGACGGAAAUCGGCGCGUCGUCCACAAUGGCAACCAGCGAUUCAGCGGGAGACGACUCUUUGUAUCCGAUUGCGGUCCUAAUUGACGAAUUGAAAAAUGAGGAUGUACAGCUUCGCUUAAAUUCCAUUAAAAAACUAUCGACAAUCGCCUUGGCGUUAAAUGUGGAAAGAACCAGGUCCGAACUGAUCCCAUUCCUCACUGAGACCAUUUAUGAUGAGGAUGAGGUGCUGUUGGCCCUCGCCGAACAGUUGGGUCAGUUCACCAAUUUGGUCGGAGGGCCUGAGUACGCCUACUGUUUGUUGCCCCCAUUGGAGAGUUUGGCAACCAUCGAGGAAACCGAAAUUUCACAGGUGGUGCGUGACAAGGCAGUGGAGUCUUUAAGGGCGGUGGCACAGCAGCACAGCCCCGCCGACUUGGAACAGUAUUUCGUUCCUUUGGUGCAAAGGUUGAGCUCCGGAGACUGGUUCACAUCCAGGACUUCCGGUUGUGGCCUGUUCUCCGUGUGUUACCCAAGGGUGUCGGCAGCGAUGAAGGCAGACUUGAGGUCCCACUUUAAGGCCCUGUGUCAGGACGACACUCCGAUGGUGCGUAGGGCGGCCGCCUCCAAACUGGGGGAGUUGGCUCAGGUGGUCGAGCUGGAAUACGUCAAGUCCGAUCUGAUUCCCAUGUUUGUCAAUUUGGCCCAGGACGAGCAGGACUCCGUGCGACUUUUGGCGGUGGACGCGUGCGUGAGCAUCGCCACCCUGCUGCCGCAGGACGACGUGGAGCAGCUGGUGAUGCCCACCUUGAGACAGUGCACCGGCGACACCUCGUGGCGGGUGCGUUACAUGGUCGCCGAUAAGUUUACGGAACUGCAAAAGGCGGUGGGACCGGAAAUAACGCGGACCGACCUGGUUCCGGCCUUCCAGAGUCUGCUGAAGGACUCGGAGGCGGAAGUGAGGGCGGCGGCCGCCAACAAGGUCAAAGACUUCUGUCAGAACCUGGACAAGGCCCACCAGGAGAGCAUCAUCAUGAAUAACAUCUUGCCCUGCAUCAAGGAACUGGUAGCGGACCCGAAUCAGCACGUGAAAUCGGCCCUGGCCUCUGUAAUAAUGGGGCUCAGUCCCAUUUUGGGGCGUCACAACACCAUCGAGCAUCUUCUGCCCCUCUUUUUGACCCAAUUGAGAGACGAGUGUCCCGAAGUCAGACUGAACAUUAUUUCGAACUUGGACUGCGUGAACGAGGUUAUCGGCAUACAGCAGUUGUCCCAAUCGUUGUUGCCCGCAAUCGUAGAAUUGGCCGAGGAUUCAAAAUGGCGCGUACGGUCCGCUAUUAUCGAGUACAUGCCCUUGUUGGCCGGACAGUUAGGAAGGGAGUUCUUCGACGAAAAACUGAACGCCCUCUGCAUGACGUGGCUGAUGGAUCACGUGUUCGCCAUAAGGGAGGCGGCAACGUUAAAUCUCCGUAAACUCGUGGACCAGUUCGGAGCCGAAUGGGCGGAAUCCACCAUAAUCCCGAAAGUGUUGGCCAUGGCCCGUGAUCAGAACUAUUUGUACAGGAUGACCUGUUUGUUUUCGAUUAACGUGCUGGCGGAGGCCUGCGGUAGCGAUAUCACCACCCGGUUACUGUUGCCGACCGUUUUGAGUAUGGCCCAGGAUAAAGUGGCGAAUGUGCGCUUUAAUGUCGCCAAAACUUUACAGAAAAUCGCCCCACAGUUGGAUCAGGCCGUUAUACAACCGCAGGUAAAACCAGUAUUAGACAAACUAAACCAGGACUCCGAUGUGGACGUGAAAUAUUCGGCUUCGGAGGCGAUUUCCGGCAUUUCCGGUAAGUCAGACGCUUAAGGACGAAAACAAAAUUUCAUUUACUAAUUAUUUAGUGUAAACGCACCAUUAACUUAUUAAACGAUUAUGUUUUGUUUUUUAUAAGCUCGUUGUCUUUUUCUAUUAUUAUUAUUAUUAUUAUUUGUAUCUUUCUUAUUAAAUUAGUUGUACUAAA